This is a messenger RNA of Paramisgurnus dabryanus, 23076 nucleotides long. RefSeq lists its product as uncharacterized. The record is from RefSeq and is a predicted model, not a curated record. Gene Ontology annotation, molecular function: protein binding. NCBI's taxonomy places the organism in Eukaryota, Metazoa, Chordata, Actinopteri, Cypriniformes, Cobitidae. Gene Ontology annotation, cellular component: extracellular matrix.
AAAGCAAAAGCCAUUGGAAACGGGUGAGCUCGAGCAGAACGGAUCUCUAUGGGAUCAGUGAAGAUGUUCCAGAUGAAGAUGCUGGAAUGGGCCAUAGUCCUACUGGCCCUGCAGUCUGCAUAUGCAGAACUGAAUCCGGAUCACCAAUCCACCAUCUGUAGCACAUGGGGAAAUUUUCACUUCAGGACCUUUGAUGGUCAUUUCUAUCAAAUGGCUGACACAUGUAACCACAUUCUGGCUGGGAUGUGUGACACGCAUGCCUCAGAUUUUAACAUCCAAAUGCAAAGAACGAUUGUGAAUGGCUCGGUUACUUUCACCUCAGUCAAAUUAGAGCUGGAGGGGACGUCCAUCAAAUUUAGUCAAGGCAAAAUCUUCAUGGACAACAAAGUGGUAUCUAUUCCCAUGAGUCAAAAUGGAAUUAAAAUCGAGGGAAGCUCUUCGAGUGUUAAGGUCUCCAAAUAUGGAGUGACUGUCAUUUGGGAGGAAGAAGAUCACUCUAUGGUGAUUGAACUUGCUGAGAUGUACCGAGGUCAGACAUGUGGACUCUGUGGAAACUUCAAUGGCAACACGAAUGAUGACGUGAUUUUAACAGAUCCAGAGACGUGGAAGGUGUCCAUAUCAGCUGAACCCUGUGAAAAAGUUCCACUUCCCCCCAGCGAUCAGUGUGAAAACCAGGUUGACAUUUGUAAGCAGUAUCUGGAGAGUUCAGGGUUUGAUGACUGUCGCCCUCUGAUGGACCUGAGUUCAUUUGAGAAAGUUUGUGCAGACGACCUGUGUCAAUGUCCUGGCAACCAAGACUGUGUCUGCAACACGCUUACAGAAAUAUCACGACAGUGCACACAUGCUGGUGGCAGGCCCGGAACGUGGAGAACAGACAAACUAUGUCCAAAGACAUGUCCACUAAACAUGGUAUACAUGGAGUGUGCUGGCCCAUGCAAAAACACCUGCUCCGCCCCAAAUGGAGCCCUGCUGUGUACAGAUCACUGUACAGAUGGCUGUUUCUGCCCUGAGGGCACUGUGGAAGACAACAUUGGUAACAGUGGUUGCGUUCCUACAAACAAAUGCCCAUGUAUACACGACGGCACAAUAUACCAGACUGGAGAGUCAUACGAGCAAGCGUGUAAAAAAUGCGAGUGUGCUGCUGGACGCUGGAGUUGCACGGAUCUGGAAUGUCCUGGAAUCUGCUCUGUUGUGGGAGGCUCUCACAUCACCACCUAUGAUGGAAAAACCUUCAGCUUUAAUGGCAACUGUGACUACAUCCUCACUAAGCACUCUAAUGACAGCAGUAUCGCUGUUGUUGGAAAUCUGAAGUGUGAGCCGAGCCGAACAGACACGUGUUUGAAUUCUGUUACUCUGAUCAUGUCAGGGACCAUAGUGACCACUGUAACUUUUUCAUCCAGUGGGACUGUCACGCUAAAUGGAAUCAGUCCAGAUAUGUUGCCACUAAUCACAGAGCAACUGGUCAUCUACCAGCCCUCAUCAUCCUUCAUUAUCGCUGAAACAAAGAAUUUUCGUGUAGAAAUCCAAAGGUCUCCAAUCAUGCAGGUGUAUAUUGUAGCCAGCACCUCAGAGAAAGGCAAAUUGAGUGGUCUGUGUGGGAACUAUAACGGUGUCCAGAAAGAUGACUUUAAAACAAAUUCAGGCGUUACAGAGGGAACACCAACAUCCUUUGUCAACUUUUGGAAAAAAAACCCAUACAGUUGUCGAGAUGUUAAAAACACAUUUGACAACCCCUGCAGUCUGAGAGUGGAAACAGAAAGACUUGCAAAAGACUGGUGUUCCCGUCUGACGGAUCCAAAUGGAAUCUUCUCCUCGUGUCAUUCAGAAAUAACUCCUGACAUUUACUAUCAAAACUGCGUUUAUGACACCUGUAAGUGUGCUGAUAUUGGGAAGUGUAUGUGUGCUGCCCUCUCCGCCUAUGCCCAUGCAUGUGCCGCAAGAGGGAUCAUUCUCCACGGAUGGAUGGAUUCAUACCCCUGUGACAAAGUGUCCGAGUGUUCAGAAAAUAUGAAGUACUCCUACAAUGUGACCGGUUGUAGCAAAACCUGUCGUUCUAACUUUAAGACCGACUACAUCUGCAAAAUGUCUACACCUGUGGAAGGCUGUGUUUGUUCUGAAGGGACUUACCUAAACGAUGCAGGCGACUGUGUGAAUGCUGACCAGUGUCCUUGUUACUAUAACAACCUGCUCAUAGAGCCAUCAGGAUCAAUAAACAUUGAUGGUGCCAACUGCACCUGCACCCUCGGCAAAUUAAACUGCGACCGUCCAGAAGAUUGUGUGGCUCCAAUGGUCUACGUCAAAUGUUUGAUUAAUGAACAGGGAAAAACAGGGGCAGAGUGUCAAAUGACAUGCCAGAACCAAGAUCCAAAUAACUGCGUCAGCACAGGUUGUGUAUCAGGUUGUAUGUGCCCAGAUAACCUGCUAGCCGAUGGCCAAGGUGGCUGUAUAGAGAAGGAAAACUGUCCCUGUUUUCACGAUGGAUUAACUUAUUUACCUGGGGAUGAGAUUCAAGACGAAUGCAACACCUGCAAAUGCACAAAAGGGAUGUGGAGUUGUACUGAUAAAAAUUGUUACGGCACCUGUACCAUCUAUGGUGAAGGACAUUAUAAGACUUUCGAUGGAAGAAAAUAUUUUUACCACGGAGCCUGUGAAUACAUCUUAGCACAAGAUUACUGCAACAUGGGGGAGAGUCAAUACUCAUUACGUAUUGUUACAGAAAACAUUCCCUGUGGCUCCACCGACUCCAUUUGCUCCAAAUCUAUCAAUCUUUUCUUUGGGAGAAACAAAGUGGUUUUAUCUGAAGCGGAUGGAGUAAAGGUUAUUGAAACCAAUGGAACCGACUUCCAAUAUCAAAUCAAUUCUGUGGGGAUUUACAAAGUCAUUGAGAUCAAAAAGCUUUUAAACUUAAUUUAUGACGGCAAAACAACCCUGACGCUCCAACUCCAUCCCAGCUUAAAGGGCAAAGUGUGUGGACUGUGUGGAGACUUUGACGGUAAUGCAAACAACGACUUUGUAAAGCACGAUGGAGAAGAAGUCACUGAUGCGGUGGUGUUUGGGAAUAGCUGGAAAGUGAAACCAAGCUGCCCAGAAGUGGACAGUUUGAAAGACCCUUGUGAGAAAAACCCUCACCGGAGUGUCUGGGCUAUCAAACAAUGCAGCAUCAUUACAAGCAAUGUCUUUCAAGACUGCCAUGCACAUGUGGACUCUGCCCCAUACUAUGACGCCUGUGUGAGGGACACCUGUGCAUGUGAUUCUGGUGGAGACUGUGAUUGUUUCUGUACAGCAGUGGCUGCUUAUGCGGCUGAAUGCCGAAAGAAAGAGGCUUGCAUUGCAUGGCGGACUCCACAUAUUUGUCCUUUAUUCUGUGACUACUAUAAUGGCCCAGUGGGAGACUGUGAGUGGCACUACAGAGCCUGUGGUUCAGCCUGCAUGAAAACAUGCAAAAACCCAGAAGGGACCUGUUCCAAUCAAAUUCCUCUACUAGAAGGGUGUUUUCCUCAGUGCCCUUCUGACAGGCCAUUUUUAAAGGAAGAAACCCAAAAAUGUGUCACAGAGAUAGAGUGUGCUCCUACGUGUGUAUAUGAUGGGAAGGAGUUCAUGAUUGGAGAAGAAGUGUACCACACCACAGAUGGAAAUGGCUUGUGUUUCAAAGCUGUGUGUGGAUCAAAUGCAACAAUAAUUAGAUAUAUGGAAACUUGUGUCACAACAGCUACACCAUUUACUUUCCAAAGUACAAAAACAUCAACAACACCAACAACCAUACAACCAUCGACAACAACACAACCAACAACAGCUACUAAAACCACUAGUUUCUCCGCAACAACAGGAACACCAACAACACAACCAACAACAGCUAAACAAACCACUGGUGCUUCAACAACUGCAGGACCUUCAACAGGAACAGCAGAAUCAACAACACAAGCAUCAACAACUUCUCAUACCACUGGUUUGUCCACAACUACAGGACCACCAACAACACAACAAACAACAGCUACACAAACCACUGCUGCUUCCACAACUGCAGGACCAUCAACGGAAACAGCACAAUCAACAACACAAGUAUCAACAACUUCUCAUACAACUGGUUUGUCCAAAACUACAGCACCACCAACAACACAACCAACAAAAGCUACACAAACCACUGGUGCGUCCACAACUGCAGGACCAUCUACGGGAACAGCACAAUCAACAACACAAGUAUCAACAACUUCUCACACCACUGGUUUUUCCACAACUACAGGACCACCAACAACACAACCAACAACAGCUACACAAACCACUGGUGCUUCCACAACUGAAGGACCAUCAACAGAAAAAGCACAAUCAACAACACAAGUAUCAACAACUUCUCACACCACUGGUUUUUCCACAACUACAGGACCACCAACAACACAACCAACAUCAGCUACACAAAUCACUGGUGCUUCCACAACUGCAGAACCAUCAACGGAAACAGCACAAUCAACAACACAAGUAUCAACAACUUCUCAUACAACUGGUUUGUCCACAACUACAGCACCACCAACAACACAACCAACAACAGCUACACAAACCACUGGUGCUUCCACAACUGCAGGACCAUCAACAGAAACAGCACAAUCAACAACACAGGUAUCAACAACUUCUCAUACAACUGGUUUGUCCACAACUACAGGACCACCAACAACACAACAAACAACAGCGACACAAACCACUGGUGCUUCCACAACUGCAGGACCAUCAACAGAAACAGCACAAUCAACAACACAAGCAUCAACAACUUCUCAUACCACUGGUUUGUCCACAACUACAGGACCACCAAAAACACAACAAACAACAGCUACACAAACCACUGGUGCUUCCACAACUGCAGGACCAUCAACGGAAACAGCAGAAUCAACAACACAAGUAUCAACAACUUCUCAUACAACUGGUUUGUCCACAACUACAGCACCACCAACAACACAACCAACAACAGUUACACAAACCACUGGUGCGUCCACAACUGCAGGACCAUCAACAGAAACAGCACAAUCAACAACACAAGCAUCAACAACUUCUCAUACCACUGGUUUGUCCACAACUACAGGACCACCAAAAACACAACAAACAACAGCUACACAAACCACUGGUGCUUCCACAACUGCAGGACCAUCAACGGAAACAGCAGAAUCAACAACACAAGUAUCAACAACUUCUCAUACAACUGGUUUGUCCACAACUACAGGACCACCAACAACACAACCAACAAAAGCUACACAAACCACUAGUGCUUCCACAACUUCAGGACCAUCAACGGGAACAGCACAAUCAACAACACAAGUAUCAACAACUUCUCACACCACUGUUUUUUCCACAACAACAGGACCACCAACAACACAACCAACAACAGCUACACAAACCACUGGUGCUUCCACAACUGCAGGACCAUCAACGGGAACAGCACAAUCAACAACUCAAGUAUCAACAACUUCUCACACCACUGGUUUUUCCACAACAACAGGAACACCAACAACAGAACCAACAACAGCUACACAAACCACUGGUGCGUCCACAACUGCAGGACCAUCAACGGGAACAGCACAAUCAACAACACAAAUAUCAACAACUUCUCAUACCACUGGUUUGUCCACAACAACAGUAGCACCAACAACACAACCAACAACAGCUACUCAAACCACUGGUGCAUCCACAACUGCAGGACCAUCCACAGGAACAGCACAAUCAACAACACAAGUAUCAACAAAUUCUCAUACCACUGGUUCGUCCACAACAACAGGACCACCAACAACACAACCAACAACAGUUACACAAACCACUGGUGUUUCCACAACUGCAGGACCAUCAACGGGAACAGCACAAUCAACAACAGAAGUAUCAACAACUUCUCAUACCACUGGUUCGUCCACAACAACAGGACCACCAACAACACAAACAACAACAGCUACACGAACCACUGGUGCGUCCACAACUGCAGGACCAUCAACAGAAACAGCACAAUCAACAACACAAGUAUCAACAACUUCACAUACCACUGGUUUGUCCACAACAACAGGAGCACCAACAACAAAACCAACAACGGCUACACAAACGACUGGUGCGUCCACAAUUGCAGGACCAUCAACCGUAACAGCACAAUCAACAACACAAGUAUCAACAACUUCUCAUACCACUGGUGCGUCCACAACUGCAAGACCAUCAACCGGAACAGCACAAUCAACAACACAAGUAUCAACAACUUCACAUACCACUGGUUUGUCAACAACUACAGGACCACCAACAACACAACCAACAACAGCUACACGAACCACUGGUGCUUCCACAACUGUAGGACCAUCAACGGGAAAAGCAAAAUCAACAACACAAGUAUCAACAACUUCUCAUACCACUGGUUUGUCCACAACAACAGGAGCACCAACAACAAAACCAACAACGGCUACACAAACGACUGGUGCUUCCACAACUGCCGGACCAUCCACAGGAACACCACAAUCAACAACACAAGUAUCAACAACUUCUCAUACCACUGGUUUGUCCACAACAACAGGAACACCAACAACAGAACCAACAACAGCUACACAAACCACUGGUGAUUUAACAACUGCAGGACCAUCAACAGGAACAGCACAAUCAACAACACAAGUAUCAACAAAUUCUCAUACCACUGGUUCGUCCACAACAACAGGACCACCAACAACACAACCAACAACAGUUACACAAACCACUGGUGUUUCCACAACUGCAGGACCAUCAACGGGAACAGCACAAUCAACAACACAAGUAUCAACAACUUCUCAUACCACUGGUUUGUCCACAACAACAGGACCACCAACAACACAAACAACAACAGCUCCACGAACCACUGGUGCGUCCACAACUGCAGGACCAUCAACAGAAACAGCACAAUCAACAACACAAGUAUCAACAACUUCACAUACCACUGGUUUGUCAACAACUACAGGACCACCAACAACACAACCAACAACAGCUACACAAACCACUGGUGCUUCCACAACUGCAGGACCAUCCACAGGAAUAGUACAAUCAACAACACAAGUAUCAACAACUUCUCAUACCACUGGUUUGUCCACAACAACAGGACCACCAACAACACAAACAACAACAGCUACACGAACCACUGGUGCGUCCACAACUGCAGGACCAUCAACAGAAACAGCACAAUCAACAACACAAGUAUCAACAACUUCACAUACCACUGGUUUUUCAACAACUACAGGACCACCAACAACACAACCAACAACAGGUACACAAACCACUGGUGCUUCCACAACUGCAGGACCAUCCACAGGAAUAGUACAAUCAACAACACAAGUAUCAACAUCUUCUCAUACCACUGGUUUGUCCACAACAACAGGAACACCAACAACAAAAACAACAACAGCUACACAAACCACUGUGACUUCCACAACAACAGGACCAUCAACGGGAACAGCACAAUCAACAACACAAGUAUCAACAACUUCUCAUACCACUGGUUUGUCCACAACUACAGGACCACCAACAACACAACCAACAACAGCUACACAAACCACUGGUGCAUCCACAACUGCAGGACCAUCCACAGGAACAGCACAAUCAACAACACAGUUAUCAACAACUUUUCAUUCCACUGGUUUGUCCACAACAACAGGACCACCAACAACACAACCAACAACAGCUACACAAACCACUGGUGCUUCCACAACUGCAGGACCAUCAACGGGAACAGCACAAUCAACAACACAAGUAUCAACAACUUCUCAUACCACUGGUUUGUCCACAACUACAGGACCACCAACAACACAACCAACAACAGCUACACAAACCACUGGUGCAUCCACAACUGCAGGACCAUCCACAGGAACAGCACAAUCAACAACACAGUUAUCAACAACUUUUCAUUCCACUGGUUUGUCCACAACAACAGGACCACCAACAACACAACCAACAACAGCUACACAAACCACUGGUGCAUCCACAACUUCAGGACCAUCCACAGGAACAGCACAAUCAACAACACAAGUAUUAACAACUUCUCAUACCACUAGUGCGUCCACAACUGCAGGACCAUCAACCGGAACAGCACAAUCAACAACACAAGUAUCAACAAUUUCACAUACCACUGGUUUGUCAACAACUACAGGACCACCAACAACAGAACCAACAACCGCUACACAAACCACUGGUGCUUCCACAACUGCAGGACCAUCAACGGGAACAGCAAAAUCAACAACACAAGUAUCAACAACUUUUCAUACCACUGGUUUGUCCACAACAACAGGACCACCAACAACACAACCAACAACAGCUACACAAACCACUGGUGCAUCCACAACUUCAGGACCAUCCACAGGAACAGCACAAUCAACAACACAGUUAUCAACAACUUCUCAUACCACUGGUUUGUCCACAACAACACUACCACCACCAACACAACCAACAACAGCUACACAAAUCACUGGUGCGUCCACAACUACAGGACCAUCAACAGGAACAUCACAAUUAACAACACAAGUAUCAACAACUUCUCAUACCACUGGUUUGUCCACAACAACAGGACCACCACCAACAAAACCAACAACAACUACACAAAUCACUGGUGCGUCCACAACUACAGGACCAUCAACAGGAACAUCACAAUUAACAACACAAGUAUCAACAAGUUUUCAUACAACUGGUUUGUCCACAACUACAGGACCACCACCAACACAACCAACAACAGCUACACAAAUCACUGGUGCGUCCACAACUACAGGACCAUCAACAGGAACAUCACAAUUAACAACACAAGUAUCAACAACUUCUCAUACCACUGGUUUGUCCACAACUACAGGACCACCAACAACACAACCAACAACAGCUACACAAACCACUGGUGCAUCCACAACUGCAGGACCAUCCACAGGAACAGCACAAUCAACAACACAGUUAUCAACAACUUUUCAUACCACUGGUUUGUCCACAACUACAGGACCACCACCAACACAACCAACAACAGCUACACAAAUCACUGGUGCGUCCACAACUACAGGACCAUCAACAGGAACAUCACAAUUAACAACACAAGUAUCAACAACUUCUCAUACCACUGGUUUGUCCACAACUACAGGACCACCAACAACACAACCAACAACAGCUACACAAACGACUGGUGCUUCCACAACUGCAGGACCAUCCACAGGAUCAGCAAAAUCAACAACACAAGUAUCAACAACUUCUCAUACCACUGGUUUGUCCACAACUACAGGACCACCACCAACACAACCAACAACAGCUACACAAAUCACUGGUGCGUCCACAACUACAGGACCCUCAACAGGAACAGCACAAUCAACCACACAAGUAUCAACAACUUCUCAUACCACUGGUUUGUCCACAACAUUAGGACCACCAACAACAAAACCAACAACAGCUACACAAACCACUGGUGCAUCCACAACUGCAGGACAAUCCACAAGAACAGCACAAUCAACAACACAAGUAUCAACAACUUCUCAUAGCACUGGCUUGUCCACAACUACAGGACCACCAACAACACAAACAACAACAGCUACACAAACAACUGGUGCUUCAACAACUGCAGGACCAUCAACAGGAACAACACAAUCAACAACACAACCAUUAACAGAGGAAACAACACAACCAACAACACAAUCAACAACACAACCAUUAACAGAGGAAACAACACAAUCAACAACACAACCAUUAACAGAGGAAACAACACAACCAACAACACAAACAACAACACAACCAUUAACAGAGGAAACAACACAACCAACAACACAUUCAACAACACAACCAUUAACAGAGGAAACAACACAACCAUUAACAGAAACAGCACAAUCAACAACACAACCAUUAACAGAGGGAACAACACAACCAACAACACAACCAUUUACAGAGGAAACAACAGAACCAACAACACAAUCAACAACACAACCAUUUACAGAGGAAACAACACAACCAACAACACAACCAUUAACAGAGGAAACAACACAACUAACAACACAAUCAACAACACAACCGUUAACAGAGAAAACAACACAACCAACAACACAAUCAACAACACAACCAUUAACAGAGGAAACAACACAACCAACAACAGAAACAGCACAAUCAACAACACAACCAUUAACAGAGGGAACAACACAACCCACAACACAAUCAACAACACAACCAUUUACAGAGGAAACAACAAAACCAACAACAGAAACAGCACAAUCAACAACACAACCAUUAACAGAGGGAACAACACAACCAACAACACAAUCAACAACACAACCAUUAACAGAUGAAACAACACAAUCAACAACAAAACCAUUAACAGAGGAAACAACACAAUCAACAACACAACCAUUAACAGAGGAAACAACACAACCAACAACAGAAACAGCACAAUCAACAACACAAUCAACAACACAACCAUUUACAGAGGAAACAACACAACCAACAACACAAUCAACAACACAACCAUUAACAGAGGAAACAACACAAUCAACAACACAACCAUUAACAGAGGAAACAACACAAUCAACAACACAACCAUUAACAGAGGAAACAACACAACCAACAACACAAUCAACAACACAACCAUUAACAGAGGAAACAACACAACCAACAACACAACCAUUAACAGAGGAAACAACACAACCAUUAACAGAAACAGCACAAUCAACAACACAACCAUUAACAGAGGAAACAACACAACCAACAACACAACCAUUUACAGAGGAAACAACACAACCAACAACACAAUCAACAACACAACCGUUUACAGAGGAAACAACACAACCAACAACACAAUCAACAACACAACCAUUAACAGAGGAAACAACACAACCAACAACAGAAACAGCACAAUCAACAACACAACCAUUAACAGAGGGAACAACACAACCCACAACACAAUCAACAACACAACCAUUAACAGAGGAAACAACACAACCAAUAACACAAUCAACAACACAACCAUUGACAGAGGGAACAACACAACCAACAACACAAUCAACAACACAACCAUUAACAGAGGAAACAACAAAAUCAACAACAAAACCAUUAACAGAGGAAACAACACAACCAACAACACAAUCAACAACACAACCAUUUACAGAGGAAACAACACAACCAACAACACAAUCAACAACACAACCAUUAACAGAAGAAACAACACAACCAACAACAGAAACAGCACAAUCAACAACACAACCAUUAACAGAGGGAACAACACAACCCACAACACAAUCAACAACACAACCAUUAACAGAGGAAACAACACAACCAUUAACAGAGGAAACAACACAACCAUUAACAGAGGGAACAACACAACCAACGACACAAUCAACAACACAACCAUUAACAGAGGAAACAACACAAUCAACAACACAACCAUUAACAGAGGAAACAACACAACCAAUAACACAAUCAACAACACAACCAUUAACAGAGGGAACAACACAACCAACGACACAAUCAACAACACAACCAUUAACAGAGGAAACAACACAAUCAACAACACAAUCAUUAACAGAGGAAACAACACAACCAACAACAGAAACAGCACAAUCAACAACACAAUCAACAACACAACCAUUAACAGAGGAAACAACACAACCAAUAACACAAUCAACAACACAACCAUUAACAGAGGGAACAACACAACCAACGACACAAUCAACAACACAACCAUUAACAGAGGAAACAACACAAUCAACAACACAACCAUUUACAGAGGAAACAACACAACCAACAACACAAUCAACAACACAACCAUUAACUGAGGAAACAACACAACCAACAACACAAUCAACAACACAACCAUUAACAGAGGAAACAACACAAUCAACAACACAAUCACUAACAGAGGAAACAACACAACCAACAACAGAAACAGCACAAUCAACAACACAACCAUUAACAGAGGGAACAACACAACCAACAACACAAUCAACAACACAGCCAUUUUCAGAGGAAACAACACAACCAUUAACAGAGGAAACAACACAACCAACAACACAAUCAACAACACAACCAUCAACAGUGGAAACAACUCAACCAACAACACAAUCAACAACACAACCAUUAACAGAGGAAACAACACAACCAACAACAGAAACAGGACAAUCAACAACACAACCAUUAACAGGGGAAACAACACAACCAACAACAGGAAGGGCACAAUCAACAACACAAGUAUCAACAACUUCUCAUACCACUGGUUUGUCCACAACAACAGGAACACCAACAACACAACCAAUAACAGCUACACAAACCACUGGUGCGUCCACAACUGCAGGACCAUCAACAGGAACACCACAAUCAACAACACAAGUAUCAACAACUUCUUAUACCACUGGUUUGUCCAAAACUACAGGACCAACAACAACACAACCAACAACAGCUACACAAGCCACUGGAGCUUCCACAACUGCAGGACCCACAACGGGAACAGCACAAUCAACAACACAAGUAUCAACAACUUCUUAUACCACUGGUUUGUCAAUAACUACAGGACCAACAACAACAGCUACACAUACCACUGGUGCAUCCACAACUGCAGGACCAUUCACAGGAAUAGUACAAUCAACAACACAACUAUCAACAACUUCUCAUACCACUGGUUUGUCCACAACAACAGGACCACCAACAACACAACCAACAACAGCUACACAUACCACUGGUAUGUCCACAACUGCAGGACCACCAACAACAAAACCAACAACAGCUACACAAACGACUGGUGCUUCCACAACUGCAGGACCAUCAACGGGAACAUCACAAUCAACAACACAAGUAUCAACAACUUCACAUACUACUGGUUUGUCCACCACUACAGGACCACCAACAACACAACCAACAACAGCUACACAAACCACCAGUGCAUCCACAACUGCAGGACCAUCAACAGGAACACCACAGUCAACAACACGAGUAUCAACAACUUCUCAUACCACUGGUUUGUCCACAACUACAGGACCAACAACAACACAACCAACAGCAGCUACACAAACAUCUGGAGCUUCCACAACUGCAGGACCAUCAACAGGAACAUCACAAUCAACAACACAAGUAUCAACAACUUCACAUACUACUGGUUUGUCCACCACUACAGGACCACCACCAACAAAACCAACAACAGCUACACAAACCACUGGUGCGUCCACAACUGCAGGAUUGUCAACGGGAACAGCACAAUCAACAACACAAGUAUCAACAACUUCUCAUACCACUGGUUUGUCCACAACAACAGGACCACCACCAACAAAACCAACAACAGCUACACAAACCACUGGUACGUCCACAACUGCAGGACCAUCAACAGGAACAUCACAAUUAACAACACAAGUAUUAACAGCUUCUCAUACCACUGGUUUGUCCACCACUACAGGACCACCAACAACACAACCAACAACAGCUACACAUACCACUGGUGCAUCCACAACUGCAGGACCAUCCACAGGAAUAGUACAAUCAACAACACAACUAUCAACAACUUCUCAUACCACUGCUUUGUCCACAACUACAAGACCAUCAACAACACAACCAACAACAGCUACACAAACCACUGGUGCGUCCACAACUGCAGGACCAUCAACAGGAACAGCACAAUCAACAACACAAGUAUCAACAACUUCUCAUACCACUGGUUUGUCCACAACAACAGGAACACCAACAACACAACCAACAACAGCUACACAUACCACUGGUACGUCCACAACUGCAGGACCAUCAACAGGAACACCACAAUCAACAACACAAGUAUCAACAACUUCUCAUACCACUGGUUUGUCCACCACUACAGGACCACCAACAACACAACCAACAACAGCUACACAUACCACUGGUGCAUCCACAACUGCAGGACCAUCCACAGGAAUAGUACAAUCAACAACACAACUAUCAACAACUUCUCAUACCACUGCUUUGUCCACAACUACAGGACCAUCAACAACACAACCAACAACAGCUACACAAACCACCGGUGCGUCCACAACUGCAGGACCAUCAACAGGAACACCACAAUCAACUUCUCAUACCACUGGUUUGUCCACAACUACAAGACCAACAACAACACAACCAACAACAGCUACACAAACCACUGGAGCUUCCACAACUGCAGGACAAUCAACAGGAACAUCACAAUCAACAACACAAGUAUCAACAACUUCUCAUACCACUGGUUUGUCCACAACAACAGGACCACCAACAACACAACAAACAACAGCUACACAUACCACUGGUAUGUCCACAACUGCAGGACCACCAACAACACAACCAACAACAGCUACACAAACCACUGGUGCUUCCACAACUGCAGGACCAUCAACAGGAACAUCACAAUUAUCAACACGAGUAUCAACAACUUCUCAUACCACUCGUUUGCCCACAACUACAGGACCACCAACAACACAACCAACAACAGCUACACAUACCACUGGUAUGUCCACAACUGCAGGACCACCAACAACACAACCAACAACAGCUACACAAACGACUGGUGCUUCCACAACUGCAGGACCAUCAACGGGAACAGCACAAUCAACAACACAAGUAUCAACAACUUCUCAUACCACUGGUUUGUCCACAACAACAGGACCACCAACAACACAACCAACAACAGCUACACAUACCACUGGUAUGUCCACAACUGCAGGACCACCAACAACACAACCAACAACAGCUACACAAACCACUGGUGCGUCCACAACUGCAGGAACGUCAACGGGAACAGCACCAUCAACAACACAAGUAUCAACAACUUCUCAUAUCACUGGUUUGUCCACAACAACAGGACCACCACCAACAAAACCAACAACAGCUACACAAACCACUGGUGCGUCCACAACUGCAGGACCAUCAACAGGAACAUCACAAUUAACAACACAAGUAUCAACAACUUCUCAUACCGCUGGUUUGUCCGCAACAACAGGACCACCACCACCAACAAAACCAACAACAGCUACACAAACCACUGGUGCGUCCACAACUGCAGGACCAUCAACAGGAACAUCACAAUUAACAACACAAGUAUCAACAACUUCUCAUACCACUGGUUUGUCCGCAACAACAGGACCACCACCACCAACAAAACCAACAACAGCUACACAAACCACUGGUGCGUCCACAACUGCAGGACCAUCAACAGGAACAUCACAAUUAACAACACAAGUAUCAACAACUUCUCAUACCGCUGGUUUGUCCGCAACAACAGGACCACCACCACCAACAAAACCAACAACAGCUACACAAACCACUGGUGCGUCCACAACUGCAGGACCAUCAUCAACAAAACCAACAACAGCUACACAAACCACUGGUGCGUCCACAACUGCAGGAACGUCAACGGGAACAGCACCAUCAACAACACAAGUAUCAACAACUUCUCAUACCACUGGUUUGUCCACAACAACAGGACCACCACCAACAAAACCAACAACACCUACACAAACCACUGGUGCGUCCACAACUGCAGGAACGUCAACGGGAACAGCACCAUCAACAACACAAGUAUCAACAACUUCUCAUACCACUGGUUUGUCCACAACAACAGGACCACCACCAACAAAACCAACAACAGCUACACAAACCACUGGUGCGUCCACAACUGCAGGAACGUCAACGGGAACAGCACCAUCAACAACACAAGUAUCAACAACUUCUCAUACCACUGGUUUGUCCACAACAACAGGACCACCACCAACAAAACCAACAACAGCUACACAAACCACUGGUGCGUCCACAACUGCAGGAACGUCAACGGGAACAGCACCAUCAACAACACAAGAAUUAACAACUUCUCAUACCACUGGUUUGUCCACAACAACAGGACCACCACCAACAAAACCAACAACAGCUACACAAACCACUGGUGCGUCCACAACUGCAGGACCAUCAACGGGAACACCACAAACAACACAAGUAUCAACAACUUCUCAUACCACUGGUUUGUCCACAACUGCAGCACCACCAACAACACAACCAACAACAGCUACACAAACCACUGGUGCUUCCACAACUGCAGGACCAUCAACAAGAACAUCACAAUUAACAACACGAGUAUCAACAACUUCUCAUACCACUCAUUUUCCCACAACUACAGGACCACCAACAACACAACAAACAACAGCUACACAUACCACUGGUAUGUCCACAACUGCAGGACCACCAACAACACAACCAACAACAGCUACACAAAUGACUGGUGCUUCCACAACUGCAGGACCAUCAACGGGAACAGCACAAUCAACAACACAAGUAUCAACAACUUCUCAUACCACUGGUUUGUCCACAACAACAGGACCACCAACAACACAACCAACAACAGCUACACAUACCACUGGUAUGUCCACAACUGCAGGAUCACCAACAACACAACCAACAACAGCUACACAAACCACUGGUGCUUCCACAACUGCAGGACCACCAACAACAAAACCAACAACAGCUACAAAAACCACUGGUGCGUCCACAACUGCAGGACCAUCAACAGGAACACCACAAUCAACAACAAGAGUAUCAACAACUUCUCAUACCACUGGUUUGUCCACAACAACAGGACCACCACCAACAAAACCAACAACAACUACACAAACCACUGGUGCGUCCACAACUGCAGGAACGUCAACGGGAACAGCACAAUCAACAACACAACUAUCAACAACUUCUCAUACCACUGGUUUGUCCACAACAACAGGACCACCAACAACACAACCAACAACAGCUACACAUACCACUGGUAUGUCCACAACUGCAGGACCAUCAACGGGAACAGCACAAUCAACAAUACAAGUAUCAACAACUUCUCAUACCACUGGUUUGUCCACAACUACAGGACCACCACCAACAAAACCAACAACAGCUACACAAACCACCGGUGCGUCCACAACUGCAGGACCAUCAACGGGAACACCACAAUCAACAACACGAGUAUCAAGAACUUCUCAUACCACUGGUUUGUCCACAACAACAGGACCACCACCAACAAAACCAACAACAGCUAAACAUACCACUGGUAUGUCCACAACAUCAGGACCAUCCACAGGAAUAGUACAAUCAACAACACAACUAUCAACCACUUCUCAUACCACUGGUUUGUCCACAACAACAGGACCACCAAGAACACAACCAACAACAGCUACACAUAGCACUGGUAUGUCCACAACUGCAGGACCACCAACAACACAACCAACAACAGCUACACAAACCACUAGUGCGUCCACAACUGCAGGACCAUCAACAGGAACAGCACAAUCAACAACACAAGUAUCAACAACUUCUCAUACCACUGGUUUGUCCACAACAACAGGACCAUCAACAGGAACACCACAAUCAACAACACAAGUAUCAACAACUUCUCAUACCACUGGUUUGUCCACAACAACAGGACCAUCAACAGGAACACCACAAUCAACAACACAAGUAUCAACAACUUCUCAUACCACUGGUUUGUCCACAACAACAGGACCACCACCAACAAAACCGACAACAGCUACACAAACCACUGGUGCUUCCACAACUGCAGGACCAUCAACAGGAACACCACAAUCAACAACACAAGUAUCAACAACUUCUCAUACCACUGGUUUGUCCACAACAACAGGACCACCACCAACAAAACCAACAACAGCUACACAAACCAUUGGUGCGUCCACAACUGCAGGAACGUCAACAGGAACAGCACAAUCAACAACACAAGUAUCAACAACUUCUCAUACCACUGGUUUGUCCACAACAACAGGACCACCACCAACAAAACCAACAACAGCUACACAAACCACUGGUGCGUCCACAACUGCAGGACCAUCAACAGGAACAUCACAAUUAACAACACAAAUAUCAACAACUUCUCAUACCACUGGUUUGUCCACAACAACAGGACCACCACCAACAAAACCAACAACAGCUACACAUAGCACUGGUAUGUCCACAACUGCAGGACCACCAACAACACAACCAACAACAGCUACACAAACCACUAGUGCGUCCACAACUGCAGGACCAUCAACAGGAACAGCACAAUCAACAACACAAGUAUCAACAACUUCUCAUACCACUGGUUUGUCCACAACAACAGGACCACCACCAACAAAACCAACAACAGCUACACAAACCACUGGUGCGUCCACAACUGCAGGACCAUCAACAGGAACAUCACAAUUAACAACACAAGUAUCAACAACUUCUCAUACCACUGGUUUGUCCACAACAACAGGACCACCACCAACAAAACCAACAACAGCUACACAAACCACUGGUGCGUCCACAACUGCAGGAACGUCAACGGGAACAGCACCAUCAACAACACAAGAAUUAACAACUUCUCAUACCACUGGUUUGUCCACAACAACAGGACCACCACCAACAAAACCAACAACAGCUACACAAACCACUGGUGCGUCCACAACUGCAGGACCAUCAACGGGAACACCACAAACAACACAAGUAUCAACAACUUCUCAUACCACUGGUUUGUCCACAACUGCAGCACCACCAACAACACAACCAACAACAGCUACACAAACCACUGGUGCUUCCACAACUGCAGGACCAUCAACAGGAACAUCACAAUUAACAACACGAGUAUCAACAACUUCUCAUACCACUCAUUUUCCCACAACUACAGGACCACCAACAACACAACAAACAACAGCUACACAUACCACUGGUAUGUCCACAACUGCAGGACCACCAACAACACAACCAACAACAGCUACACAAAUGACUGGUGCUUCCACAACUGCAGGACCAUCAACGGGAACAGCACAAUCAACAACACAAGUAUCAACAACUUCUCAUACCACUGGUUUGUCCACAACAACAGGACCACCAACAACACAACCAACAACAGCUACACAUACCACUGGUAUGUCCACAACUGCAGGAUCACCAACAACACAACCAACAACAGCUACACAAACCACUGGUGCUUCCACAACUGCAGGACCACCACCAACAAAACCAACAACAGCUACAAAAACCACUGGUGCGUCCACAACUGCAGGACCAUCAACAGGAACACCACAAUCAACAACAAGAGUAUCAACAACUUCUCAUACCACUGGUUUGUCCACAACAACAGGACCACCACCAACAAAACCAACAACAACUACACAAACCACUGGUGCGUCCACAACUGCAGGAACGUCAACGGGAACAGCACAAUCAACAACACAACUAUCAACAACUUCUCAUACCACUGGUUUGUCCACAACAACAGGACCACCAACAACACAACCAACAACAGCUACACAUACCACUGGUAUGUCCACAACUGCAGGACCAUCAACGGGAACAGCACAAUCAACAAUACAAGUAUCAACAACUUCUCAUACCACUGGUUUGUCCACAACUACAGGACCACCACCAACAAAACCAACAACAGCUACACAAACCACCGGUGCGUCCACAACUGCAGGACCAUCAACGGGAACACCACAAUCAACAACACGAGUAUCAAGAACUUCUCAUACCACUGGUUUGUCCACAACAACAGGACCACCACCAACAAAACCAACAACAGCUAAACAUACCACUGGUAUGUCCACAACAUCAGGACCAUCCACAGGAAUAGUACAAUCAACAACACAACUAUCAACCACUUCUCAUACCACUGGUUUGUCCACAACAACAGGACCACCAAGAACACAACCAACAACAGCUACACAUAGCACUGGUAUGUCCACAACUGCAGGACCACCAACAACACAACCAACAACAGCUACACAAACCACUAGUGCGUCCACAACUGCAGGACCAUCAACAGGAACAGCACAAUCAACAACACAAGUAUCAACAACUUCUCAUACCACUGGUUUGUCCACAACAACAGGACCAUCAACAGGAACACCACAAUCAACAACACAAGUAUCAACAACUUCUCAUACCACUGGUUUGUCCACAACAACAGGACCAUCAACAGGAACACCACAAUCAACAACACAAGUAUCAACAACUUCUCAUACCACUGGUUUGUCCACAACAACAGGACCACCACCAACAAAACCGACAACAGCUACACAAACCACUGGUGCGUCCACAACUGCAGGACCAUCAACAGGAACAGCACAAUCAACAACACAAGUAUCAACAACUUCUCAUACCACUGGUUUGUCCACAACAACAGGACCACCACCAACAAAACCAACAACAGCUACACAAACCACUGGUGCGUCCACAACUGCAGGACCAUCAACAGGAACAUCACAAUUAACAACACAAGUAUCAACAACUUCUCAUACCACUGGUUUGUCCACAACAACAGGACCACCACCAACAAAACCAACAACAGCUACACAAACCACUGGUGCGUCCACAACUGCAGGAACGUCAACAGGAACAACACAACCAACUACACAAUUAACAAAAGAAACUGCUACUUCCACCAUUACUGCUACAACAUCAAAACCAUUAUCUACUACAGUGACAGAAACUUCAACAAAGUUUACAGUCUUCACAAUAUCAACUAAAAGAACAUCUCCUUCCAUUUUACCCCAAAUAACAAUUUGUCACUGCACAUUCGCAAAUGAAACAUUCCCUCCAGGGUCUAUCAUAUACAACCAAACUGAUAAAGCAGACUGGUGCUACACUGCUUACUGCAACUCAAGUUGUUUUGUUGAAGUAACGAAGAACCCGUGUUAUAAAACUACUACAGUUCCAGUUUCAACAGUUCCAAAAGAUUGUAAUGAUGUCAACCGAAAGAAUGGAGAAUCGUGGACUGAAGAAUGUAUGACGAAAACGUGCACAGAAGGGACGGUGACCUCCACCCCUGUACAGUGUGACAUAAAUGAUGCCGUGGUACCUACGUGUGCUAAUGGACUAACACCUGAGAAAGUGUAUUACAACAAUGGCUGCUGCUCUAAAUAUGAAUGCCAAUGUAAAUGCAGUGGCUGGGGUGACCCUCACUACAAAACAUUUGAUGGAACAUAUUAUGCUUUCCAAGGAAACUGUUCCUUUGUGUUGGUCAAAGAAAUUGUUCCUAAAUAUGAUUUCAAUGUCCACGUUAAAAACUAUUACUGUAACACUGCAAAAAAUUUUGCUUGCCCGGAGUAUGUGAUUGUGAACUACAAAUCCUAUAAUAUCAAGAUGACAAGCUAUAGUGAGGAUAUUCAGGUCUAUGUCAAUAAUGAUGUGAAGAUCCCAACAUAUAGUAAUGAAGACUUUACCAUCACCACGUCUGGAAUGGCUGUGACUUUGAGCAUCCCUGAAAUUAAAGCAGAAAUUUUAGUUAAUCAUCAUGGUUUUGAGGUCAAACUUCCAUUUUCUCAAUUUAGUGGUAAUACAGAAGGACAGUGUGGGGUCUGUGACAACAACCCUGCAAAUGACUGCAGACGUCCCGAUGGACAAACGGACGAAUCAUGUGGGAAUAUGGCACAACUGUGGGCAGACAGCCCAGAAUGUCAAGCCUCUCCACAACCACCAUCUACAGGCUCCAGCUGCAAUGCACAAAACUGUGAACUCAUCAAAAGCGAUUUGUUCAAGAGUUGCCAUGCAGUGGUGCCCUAUCAAAGCUACUAUGACGCAUGUAAAUAUGACAUAUGCAACAAGAAAAGUGAAUCAAUGGCCUGUACCAGUCUGGAGGCCUAUGCACGGACGUGUGGUGAGGCGUCUAUCUGUAUUGACUGGAGGAACUCAACUGAACCUAAAGGACUAUGCGACUACAAGUGCGCCGAUCACAAAGUCUACAAGGCAUGUGGACCAAAGGUGGAAAAAACCUGCAGUACAAGAUACAACGAAAUGUUUGUCCACAAUGAAUGCCAAGAUCCAAAGUAUAUGGAAGGCUGUUUCUGUCCAGAUAACACAUAUCUACUUAGUUCAACGUCAGAUCAAUGUACAGCUAACUGCGAUUGCAUUGGCCCCGAUGGAUUAUCUAGACAGCCUGGGGAUUCAUGGACCAUCAACUGUACAACAUAUAGGUGUUCCAGUGAGAGCUUUGGUGUUGUGCAAGAGCCUGUUAAGUGUCCAGAAACAAAGCCCUGUGGCGAACAAUACAAAACAACUAUAACAAACUGCUGUCCAACAUGUGAAUGCAAUAUGGAGCUGUGUCUUAUGAAGAAAUGUGACACUGGAUACGAGUUAGCAACAACUAAAUCUGAGGACAGCUGCUGUCCAGCCUGUGUGCCCAAAAAUGUCUGUGUUUACAAUGACAAUGAGUACAAGCCUGGUGUUGAAAUCCCAACAGAUUCAUGCAACUAUUGCACAUGUGGAAUGGACAAGAACCCACAGACUAACCUAAAUAUUAUGCAAUGUUCUCCAAUAAAAUGUGAACCCUGUGGAGAGGGCUUUGAAGAGGUAAAGGUUGAAGGAGAGUGUUGUGGAAAAUGUAAGCCAACAGGAUGUUUGUACAAAAACGCAAACAACAUCUCACAAAUUCUCAAGGUUGGAGAAAUACACAGUUCUGCAUGCGAGGAGGUGGUCUGCCAGGAGGUUGAUGGAGUGUAUUUGAUUGAAAAGUCAAUAAUGCAUUGCCCGGCCUUUAAUCCAGUUGAUUGUGUGCCAGGGACUGAGAGAAUGGAUGAAAAUGGAUGCUGCAAAAUCUGUGAUCGUAAAAACUGUGCAGUCGUAAGGACCACAGAGAAAGUGAGCGCAAACAACUGCAUAUCCAUCGAUCCUAUAGAAAUGACGUCCUGCAGUGGCCAAUGUGGUACCAAGUCAAUGUAUUCAAUGGAGCAAGGCUCAAUAAUGCACGUCUGUUCUUGUUGCCGGGAGCUAAAAACUAGCAUUAAAGAGGUGAAGCUGAAGUGUCCCGAUAACAAAGUGAUCUCGCACAAAUACAUCUACGUUGACAGCUGUGAAUGUACUCCAACCAAGUGUUGAAGACAUGAAGACCAGAUAACAGAUUAUUUCGCUAUCUAUCAGACCUUGCAUUGAUUAUUUCAGAUUUGAACAUGAUUCUGUUAUAAUUUAAAAAAAUGAUUUGCAAAUUUAAAGAUAAUGCUUAAAAGUAUAGCUUAAACUGUACUCGUUUAACAUAUCUUAACUGACUUAAUUUACUUAUUUUUUUCUUUCUACACUUUUUGAUUCUUCUGUAAUGUUUAAUUAAAUUAUAUAUAAUUAAUUUUAAUGAAGGUGAAUGUUAAACACAAUAAAGUAAGCAGCAAUUGA